Messenger RNA from Perkinsus marinus ATCC 50983, 341 nucleotides. RefSeq lists its product as hypothetical. Bases 145 to 294 code for a protein of 49 amino acids. The transcript is spliced from 2 exons. The record is from RefSeq and is a predicted model, not a curated record. NCBI's taxonomy places the organism in Eukaryota, Perkinsozoa, Perkinsida, Perkinsidae.
GUCAAAUACUCACCAACCAGAAUUGGGAUCGCUUAGAGGCUUUACGAGACGGCCGGGUAGAUGAGCAUCUCGCUGAGUGGUGGAACGCUACGGGGCGGAAAAUGAGAAUAGCCUACACUGUCGUCGACGGUUUAUUCCGACCGCAUGCUAAGCCGGCGGACACUCCUCCCGGAGAGCUUAGUGAUCGACGAGAAGGAAUUCAUCGCGAAUGGAUUUUUGAAUCGAAUGCCCGUCACAUUUAACACUAGCUGUACAGUAGAGAUAGUUGCAAUGGAGCACACCGUGACGAAGUGAAUGCAUUUCGGCGGUGUUCAAAUUAUGUCGAGAAUGACAGACGUUUG